This is a messenger RNA of Fukomys damarensis (Damara mole-rat), 8065 nucleotides long. It is a transcript of the gene Nectin3, whose product is annotated as nectin cell adhesion molecule 3. The transcript is spliced from 9 exons. Gene Ontology annotation, biological process: symbiont entry into host cell; homophilic cell-cell adhesion; heterophilic cell-cell adhesion. Gene Ontology annotation, cellular component: adherens junction; apical junction complex. The record is from RefSeq and is a predicted model, not a curated record. The coding region runs from base 42 to 1424 and encodes 460 amino acids. Lineage: Eukaryota; Metazoa; Chordata; Mammalia; Rodentia; Bathyergidae.
AAUUCAGUCUUUGAAUAGAACCCCAUUGUUGUGACUUAGGAAUGGAUACUAGUGCCUUUGCUGGACCAAUUAUUGUGGAGCCACAUAUCACAGCAGUAUGGGGGAAGAAUGUUUCACUGAAGUGUUUAAUUGAAGUGAAUGAGACCAUAACACAAAUUUCAUGGGAAAAGAUACAAGGCACAAGUACACAGACUGUUGCAGUUCAUCAUCCUCAGUAUGGAUUCUCUGUUCAAGGAGAGUAUCAAGGAAGAGUCUCGUUUAAAAAUUAUUCAUUUAAUGAUGCAACAAUUACUCUGCAUAAUAUAGGAUUUUCUGAUUCCGGAAAAUACAUUUGCAAAGCUGUUACUUUCCCGCUUGGAAAUGCCCAGUCCUCUACAACUGUUACUGUGUUAGUUGAACCCACUGUGAGCCUGAUGAGAGGGCAAGAGUCUUUAAUUGAUGGAGGAAAUGAAACAAUAGCAGCCAUUUGCACAGCAGCCAAUGGAAAACCAGCUGCAAAGAUUGACUGGGAAGGUGAUCUUGGUGAAAAGGAUUCCUCUACAGUUUCUUUUCCAAACGAAACAGCAACGAUUGUCAGCUGGUAUAAACUGUUUCCAACCCGAUUUGCUAGAGGAAGGAGAAUCACUUGUGUUGUAAAACAUCCAGCCUUGGAAAAGGACAUCCGAUAUUCUUUUGUGUUAGAUAUACAGUAUGCCCCUGAAGUUUCAGUAACAGGGUAUGAUGGAAAUUGGUUUGUAGGAAGAAAAGGUGUUAAUCUCAAGUGUAAUGCUGAUGCAAAUCCACCACCCUUUAAAUCUGUGUGGAGCAGGUUGGAUGGGCAGUGGCCUGAUGGCUUACUGGCUUCAGACAAUACUCUUCAUUUUGUCCAUCCACUGACUUUCAAUUAUUCUGGUGUUUAUGUCUGUAAAGUGACAAAUUCCCUUGGUCAAAGAAGUGAUCAAAAGGUCAUCUACAUUUCUGAUGCUCCUCUUAAGCAGACAUCUUCCAUAGCUGUAGCUGGAGCUGUGAUCGGAGCUGUCCUUGCCCUUUUCAUCAUUGCUGUUUUUGUGAUUGUGCUGCUGACACCUCAGAAAAAGAGGCCAUCCUACUUGGACAAAGUGAUCGACCUUCCUCCCACACAUAAACCACCUCCUGUAUAUGAAGAAUGCUCCUCACCUUUGCCUCAAAAAGACCUUCUUUAUCAGACGGAACACUUGCCUCUACAAACUGAAUUCAAAGAAAGAGAUGUUGGCAAUCUUCUGCCCUUUAAUGGACUAAGUAGCAAGAGAUUUGACUAUGAAGAUGAGAACUCAGUGGGAGAAGAUGGAAUUCCGCAGAUGUACCCCCUUUACAAUCAGAUGUGCUACGAAGAGCCGAGCACUGGCAAACAUCUAACUACCGACCCUGAGAAAAUCUACAUUAACCCGCGAGAACAUUAUGUGUGAUUUUUUUUUCAAUUUCCAGUGGGUAUUCUAACAAAUGUUUAGUCUUAGAUUGGGGAGAGAAAAGUGAGGCCAAUAGUUAUUUUAUUCUCUCUAACAGUCCCAAUCUAAGUGUAUUAAAAGUCUUGAUGAAUGGCUUGGAGCUAAUAGCAGAUUUCUUUCCUUCAUUAGAAAUUUCUUAACUAACAGCUGUGUUUGUGAACUUGACUGUCACUUUGUGUGUUUCUGUGACGCUGGUGUUUAACUACUAACAUUUGGCCUAUGAUAGAAUGUUCAUUUGAAAGUGCAACAUCUUCCUUUGAUGACUGCAGUGAUUCUUCAGAAAGAGAGGCCCCAGCUGGUAGCGUUAACCUCACUGGGUCUCAGGAAGCCAGCCUGUUCCUCUGUAAUUCAAACGGGUAGAAAAAUGAGUUCCAAAUCCAUUUCAAUCGUUGUUUAGCUAGAAUUUAGAUUUCCCUGACUUGCAGAAUAUAAUUACAAUACCUUUGUACAAAUAGAGGUCCAAGAAAAGAGACAAAAUUGGCUUUUUAUCCAGAACGACAACAAAAAUCAUUUUAAACUGUCAAAGCUGUGGGUUGCUUUUUAUAAGGUCCUGAGGGAUCCACCAUCCCUCCUGUUUACUGCCCCCUCAUAACCAGCUGUGUGGAAUCCAGGUUCAGCUCUUGCUCUGUCAUUGUUCUACAACCCUGUUGUUUAUCUGCAGAUUCACCUGUGUCCUACUUACUAAGUUCUAAAAGCCCUGCCUGAAUGGUGUGUAGCCCUUUCCCUCCCUUCUCUAGAGCAAGCUCAGCUGCCACUUCUGAAAUUUCUUUCAAACUAAUCUCAAUCUACACAAGCUUUAGCCACCCUUCUGUGUUCUUCAGACUACUUAUCUUCCAUGUUUUAUCUACCUCAGAAAAGACUACUGGAAAAUCACCAUGAAAUAAGUCCUGCUCUUAAAAGCAAGGUGGAAAAUUUGAAAAGUCUUUUAAAAAGCUAUUUCAAUAUGCAGUGUAUGCUAAAAUCACAUGUCCUAUAUUCUUCUUUCCUUACUUUGGUCAACAAGAGUGAAGAGAUGCCGAAAAACAAGUAACACAGUAUAUCCCACAACACAUCGAUGUCUGCAAACAUCUGCUUGAGAGUUCUCAUAUCCCUUUGUCAACUUUCAUCACCAAAAUUGACUGUACUAAUUACAGUGGGGUGAGCAGAGACAGAGGAUCUCAGGUACACAUGCUAAUGGCAGUCACUCUCCCUCACAUCUUAAAAAAAGUGUAAUUUUAUUGUGCAUUCUGGAAGAUGUGGUGUAUCACAGAUUUUAAAAAAAACCUACAAGCUUCUCAUGUAUUAAGAAAGAUAGCAUAAGCACUGAGAUAAAUGGAAUAGGACAUGUUUCCAAGCUACAGUGCAAGGGGAAAGAAUAUUAACAUAGAUUUCUAAUGAGAUGCCAAAGACAAGUUAGGAUUCAUGUUGUGCUGACUUUAGAUCUUAUUUGUUUUUCUACUUCCCAUGCUUUGUAAGACAAACUCUAAAUGUUAUUCCACAAUAGUAAUACACUCUCCGCCAUAAUUUGGGUGAACAACAGUUCUGGGAAAAGCGUGUUUCAAUUUCAUCUCAAUGCUUUGGCUAGGUGAUAAGCAAUUUUUGAAGACAAUAGCUGUAGAGUAUCAAAGGGUAAAUUCUAAUGACCCUCUGAUGAAUCCCUGUGCUACCUCAGAGUAAGAGUUUACUGCCCUUUGUAGAAAAAAAGAUAGUCAACUUUAUUACUUGAAAUGCCAUCACUGAGCUAGUGUAACUGAACGUAUAAGAAUCUGAAAUAUUUCUCCACUAAUAAAAAUCACUAUGGUCAGAGCUCUCCUUAGCAGCAAAGUAUCUCAUAAAUUCUGGAUGUUAUGGAGAGGAUACAGUGGUGUAUCGCCUCUAGAAAGCUUUAAAAUGUCCUACAUUCCGGAUGGUGUUGAGUGUACUACUGGGAAGUAGGUUGUUGAAUCAGCUUGACAAAACCACACUGGACACUGGGAGAGUAGAGAUGUCUUCAUUUGCACCACAGGAAGGGAUUUGGAAGCACAAAAUUUCAGGAGCCCUUUGUCCCAGUUCUGAUAGCCCUGUGAGAAAUCCACUGUCUACUGUCAUUUCUUGGUUUCGUUAUAGAAAAGGAAUUUUAGGAUGUAGACACCUCUCAUGCAGCAAGUAAGUUUAAUAUUGUCUUUAUGUGUUGGCUAUAAUAUUUCUUGAACAAACUGGUAGAUUUUAGAGCCAUUGGCCCUUUGCAUGGAUCAUAUAAUAGCUAGUCCUUGUGCUCACCAUCUGUUCUCUCUAAAAACCUUGUUAAAUAAAGAGGAGCUUUAAAAAGAUUUGAUUAGCCAGCCCCUCAACCAAAAAAAAUGCCAUCCAAAAUUAGCCUGUAGACCUCUAAAUUUGGAGUGUAGACUACUUGCCAAUGCUGUUUUAAUUUUGAAGUUAGACUUUUACAGCUUAGUGAGGUAGGCUGAAGUAUAUGAUUCACAGCUGAUAUUAGAUACUCUUUCCAUAACUGGUUUACUAAAACCCAAACAGAAAAAAAAAGAAAUCGCUGUAGCAUGUACUGCUUUUGGUUGCAGCCUUGGAUUCCAAGGAAAAGGGGAGCACACUCAUCUUAAACACAGCCUUUAUUGCCUAUUUUAUAUGCAGUCCAUCCCCAGGACUGCACACCACACUGACCCAAAAUGUCUGCACCAGCUAGGACUGACCUGACAAGUGGGUUAGGAAUCUAACCCAGCAGGGUUCUAUUUUCUAUGAGGAUUCACCCUUUGACUGGCCUUCUUACAUGUUCCAAAUUUAAAGAAGUCUGUGCUCUUUGGGAGCACAUAAUAUGAAAUUCUUACCUGUGCUAGGUUUCUCUAUAACAUAAAAAUAAUAGUGAUUAAAAAUACGCCGUAAACUAAAUGAACCAGUCCCCUCAUUAUUUUCUGUGGUCUUACUCAUAGGAACAGGAUAGGUCUUCAUCCUUCUAUUGAAAAUGAUUUCCUAAGUCCUCCUUUGUAGCAGUGUAAAAUUCACAGUUUUGUUUGUGAUUGUUUAGUCUUUCCCUGUCCUGUGCCGGUUUGCUGGUGCUAUUCUUCAUGUACAAAAGAUCCUACUUUCAAGCUUCCUAGUCCCUGUGGUGCAGACAAAAUACCAUUAUGCCAGCAAUCAAAAGAACAGGUUCAACUCCUGGCUUUGCCCCUUUCUAGCCAUAGAAGCUUAGGCAAUUCACUUAACCUAUCUAAGGUAUCAGUUGUCCCCAUCCGUAAAGCAGAGAUUAUAAUACCUUUCCUGCCAGCCUCUCGGAAGUGUGGGAAUUAAACAAAGUGAUAAUAGAUGAGAAAUUGUAAGUUCUCUUUAAGUUGACAAGUGCCUGUGACUCUCUUACUGUUGCAUGUCAAAGCUAAAUUUCCAGUGCCCUUGCCAGCAUUUAGAGGACUGUAGUGUCCCUGGGGGAGAACCAGGAAGCAAUGUGAAAAUUGCAGUUUGACUUACUUUGGGUACAGCUGAGUGCAGAUGGCAAGAUAUUCCUUUUAUAAUGAAUAUGUGUCAUAUGGAAAGCCUCUUAUCUGAAUCUCAUCCUUUUAAGUCUGAAAAUGUAUGGUGCUAUGACCGGUGAUUACUCUCAUUUUACAAAUUACUACUAGUAACAGUUUACAUUAUCGAGUGGAUAGUAUGGACAAAAUUCUAGAGAAAGCACCCUUCACAUAUCAUCUCACUCCUACUUUGUCCUGUUUCCAGGAGCCCCUCACAACAUGCAACGAUAAGUCAUGCUCACCAUUGGUCAGUUGCUACGUCUUUCAAAUCUGCUUUUGAUUUUAGGGAAUAUAGAAUUGCCUUGAUUUCCUUUAUUUUAUUUUAGUUUUUAUUUGCUUUAUUUUAAAGCAAAGACAUAAAAGGGUAUAUGAAAAAAAGCAACCUUAAGUUUUAAAAAUGAAAGCAAAUGCAUAUGCUCAUUUUUAGUGUUUGACCUCCUCUAAAUUUACAGAAGACUCACCUACAUUAUAUUAACCAUCAUUACAAAAACAACCACCCAAAUAAUCAAAACCACUCUUCCCCACUUGCUUCAGUUUCAUUGGACAGAAACAUCUCUACCAGACCUUCCUCAGUUUAGUUCCCUGAUAUACAGUACCCGUUGCUGUUUGUCUCACCUUUACCGAACUCGCAGGGGUGAUAACACUUGUAAAGUAGACAGCUAUAAAGAAAGGUGUCUUGGGUAGAAAGCCAAGAGAAAAGCAGGAGCAUGGGAAGUAGACAUAGCAGGGUCACUAUCUUUGUGCUGCUCUUGUCCCUGUGCUUCACUGGCAAGCCCUCCCUUUAUCACAGGUCAUUUAUAGACCUUAUAGAAGACACAAGAACUUGCAUCCCUGGUAAACUAGAAACUAAUUUUAUGACUGGGCCAAUCUUGUGACACCUCUUAAAAUGUAUGGAAUUCGAACAUUUACAACUGCUAGAUUGAGUAGUCCUCUGUAGAUAAAGAUAUGUGAGGGCAUAUGUCUUCUCUUACCCUCACCAGGUAACAUUCUGCACUGAACACAGGUCUUAGACCAAGCACUGGGUCAUGCAAGUUUCUAAGCAGGCAAGCACCAGAACAGCCAUCCAACCUGUCCUAUAAGCUUGAAAACAUCCCAACUCUGUCCUAUCCUCCUACACAUUGAAGCAACAUCCUACCUAAGAGUUUUAAUAGCAGUGAGUCCAAUAAUAUUUAAGCAGAUUCAGACAACCAAUUGACUAUUUGACUUCUACACUGAAUGAAAGGAAUCCUGGGUCCAUUGGGCUCAUUCAUACAAGGGCUGGAGUGUCCUACCCUAUUAGGGCCAGUACACAUACCUUUAACAUCACUAUUGACCACUGAAAACAUUUACUUAUUAGCAAAGUCUUUGGUGUUGAGCUACAGAUAAAAGUUUCAGGGUAACAGCCUCUGAAGUGACCAGAGCUUUUCAAAGGCGACAGCUCUCCAAGGGUGUAUUCUGCAUAGGGUACUUCACAGGUUAACCAACCACCCCUCAGGUAUGUAUACAGAUGGAUUAACAAAAUUCAGAAUAAUUUAAGGAAUUAUGCAACUGUAACAUGUUAAAGAAUUUCUCAGGUUUUUCCCACUCUUAACACUUGGGUGAGGUGGAACUAUUUCUUGCUCUAAAGGCAGCAGCUUGCUGAAUAGAAUGUUACUGGCAUGAAUCCCCAGGGAGAGCUCUUCUUAUUAGGGUGUGUGUAUGUGUGUAAAAGUGAUCAAGCGAUAGCAUAUCUUAAAGUUUACCUUCCCAGCUUAAAUUUGUAAACCAUUACGUGUAUUCUUGCUGUGUGUCAGUUGUUGUAUUAGUUGUUCUGCUGUACUAAGUUUCAGCUUGAUUGUAGCUUGUUGAGAAGACUAGAAUAAAAUAAUAUUUUCAAAAAUUUAGAAGACACUAAACAUCUCUCUGUCAUAAAUUAUCAUCUGGGACCACACUAUAGAAGUUCCCUCUGAAUCUCAGGGAGAAAGGAAACUAUUUAUGACAAAUAAAAAGCAUUCUUUAGUCCACUGCUCAUGACUAAAUCCAUCCCAUUGAUCACAAUCAGAAUAUCCCAGUGUUUGGAGGCUAAGGCUUUGAUCUAUAUCAAAUGACAUACCUCCCUACAUCAGAAAAUAUUAGUUACAUUCCUGUCCUCUAGCUGAAAGGUCUAGAGUUACAUACCGGAGUUUCAGAAGAACAGAUGUUCUGAAUAUCAGUACCAUGUAACUGUAUGGAAAGCAACAAGUCCAUGAAUAGGCAAUAAGCAGGGUGCUCUCCUCUAAGUCCUCCCAUUGUAUAGCGUUGCUGUUCACAGUUGCUGCAUGCACAGGAGUUACAUAGAAGGCAUGUCAGUUGGAUCCAAGGAGAUACAGUUACCUGGAUGUACAGUUACUUUUAAAUUACAGUUGCCAUCCAAGACACUUCAAAAAUCCAAAUGCAGCCCUCAGGUAUUUCAUCUUUUGCUUUAUAUAAGGGGGUGGGCAGUUGCUCUCAUAGUUUUUUUUUUCCCCAGAACUACCAUUUAAAGUUUCUAUGGUCCAUCCCCUAUGGCCCAGCAGGAUCCUUGUAUUAUGACUUAUGCUGGUCAUAUUUAUUGCCAUAGCAUGAGACUUAAUAGUGAAAGUCAAUUAGAGGCAACCUUGAGGGGAAGCCUUCGUGAGAAUCCAGGACAUCAGAUUUGCUACACUGACUAGAACUAUGGCUGCUCCUGAUACAUACGUGUCUGACAGCCAUGAAGAAAUGUUUUAUGUCUCUCCUCCAGAGGUUAAUUUUUCUUAAUAACUCAUGGUGGAACUGUGAAGCCCUGAGUUGCAUAUGAUUUUCUGAGUGAAUGGGCACCUUUGUUUUGUUUUCCAAUACCCUUUCUGAUAAUGAUGAGUUAUUUUUUAAUCUACCCUAGCAUAUUGAUCAGGCUAAAUUAAAUUCCUCUCUGCUGUCUUAUUGAUGCCUCAGUGGGAUAUAUUAACUAGAGGCAACAGCAGUUUGAACUAAAUGCCUACUCUUGUCCAUUUUGUACUUCCCUUACAUCUGUGCUUUCUUCCACAUAAUCUUGCAAGAAUUUAUUUCAUAUAUUCUUUUCAGCUGAGCAUUUCAAAACUCAGAUGUGUGUUUGUCAUCUUCGGUUUCAGUGUAUACUUGAAAUUCCAAGUCUUUUGUCAGGAAAAAAAAAAAAAA